AAGCUACGACAUCGCCAUCAUGAGGAUCGCCAUCAUCGGCGCAGGCCCGGCCGGCCUCGCCGCCGCUCGAACAUUCAGCGAGUGCUCGAAUCCUGCGUUCGACAUCCAGGUGUUCGAGCGCAACACCGAUGUGGGAGGAACCUGGAUUUACGAUCCCGUCCCGUCGCCGACGGCCUCGGCAAUGUAUGCCAACCUUCACACCAAUCUCACCCACGACCUGAUGAGCUUCCUGGACUAUCCCUUUCCUGCAGACACACCCGAGUUCCCCCCGCACCAUCUCGUCUUGAAGUAUCUCCGGGACUUUGCGACUCAUUACAACCUUCGACAGUUCAUCCGAUUCCACACCAAUGUUGUGGCCGUGCGCAAGAGCAUCGUCCCUGGACAAGAGCCGGCUUGGGAGGUUGUAACAGUCUCGGGCGAUGGCCCGGCCCGGCUCGAGGUCUUUGACGCCGUCGUGGUCUGCAACGGCCACUACGAGAAGCCCAGAUGGCCAGCGAUCCGGGGACUGGCCGAGUACAGAGGCGAGCUGCUACACACCCGAGACUAUCGGACGCCCGAACAGUUUGAGCGCCGCUCUGUGUUGGUUGUCGGUGGCGGAAGCUCGGGUAUCGACAUUGCCCGUGAAGUUUCGGCGGUGGCAUCCAUCGCCUAUCUUUCCACGGACCGACCCGAUGCCGCUGGCGACCUCGGCGAGACCCUCAAGAAGCUCAGUACCAACAUCAAGGCCCGACCAGAGAUUGACCACAUCGAGCCAGAGACCGGACGGGUCCAUUUUGUCGACGGAUCGCAGACGACCGAGUCCAUCGACGCCAUCAUCCUCGCGACCGGGUAUUACUUCGCCUUCCCAUUCCUUGACCGCUCGCUGCAAGACAGUCUUCGAGCCUGUGCCGGGCAGGAGAAAGGCCUGGGUGUCAGCAAUCUAUAUGCGUCGCUCUUCCAUAUUCCAGACCCGACUCUGGCUUUUGUGGGACUGCCCAUGCAGGUCGAGCCGUUUCCGCUGUUCCAGUUACAGACCCAGUGGAUCGCACAGGUGUGGCAAGGCAAAGUUCGGCUACCUGGCGAGCCGCAGAUGCGACAGGAAGAAGAGAACGAGCACCAGAAAUACGGCUUCGCCGACGGCGACCGCAAGAAGCUCGUCUUUGGAGUCCAGCGACAGUAUCCCUACUGGAACAGAAUAUGCGACAUUGUCGGAUACCCCAAGGUCGGCCAGGCGCGCAUCGACCGCCGAGUCCAGAUGCUUGAGAUCCGUCGAAAAGCCUUGGGAUACUGAUAUCUCAUAGGUGCAAGCAACUAGUCACGAUGUAUCGCUGUGCCAACAAUACAGCCCAAUCGAAACGGGCCAGCGCCCAUUUGCAUUCCUUCAAA
Messenger RNA from Polychytrium aggregatum, 1365 nucleotides. RefSeq lists its product as uncharacterized. The record is from RefSeq and is a predicted model, not a curated record. Bases 20 to 1270 code for a protein of 416 amino acids. Lineage: Eukaryota; Fungi; Chytridiomycota; Chytridiomycetes; Polychytriales. The transcript has 4 exons. Gene Ontology annotation, molecular function: N,N-dimethylaniline monooxygenase activity; NADP binding; flavin adenine dinucleotide binding.